Chilo suppressalis (striped riceborer) is the source of this 5685-nucleotide messenger RNA. Lineage: Eukaryota; Metazoa; Arthropoda; Insecta; Lepidoptera; Crambidae. The record is from the annotation of a GenBank genome assembly.
AUGGAACUAUCACCGUUAAAAUACACUUUUCUGCUUACCCUCGUCACUACAAUAAGAGGAUUGAACUCUGAUAUCAACAUAACUGAUGUGACAACAAAACAUGACCGUGUGCCAAAAGCUAUUAAACGCCAAGUUAAGUUGUAUUCAGGAGUUCGACCGACUCCAAUAAUUUGUAAUGAUGAAGGUUUUCAAGAAGACCCUUUGGACUGUAGCAUGUUCCACAGAUGCGUGAGAUCAGGAAAAGGACGAUUUGUAUCGUUUCGAUUUCAGUGUAGUCCGGGAACAAUUUAUGAUCCAGAUACAGAAAUAUGCAAUCAUCCAGAAAAAAUUAAAAGAGUUGCUUGUGGCGGAGCAAAUUACAAAUCAUCUAAACAGAUAGAUGAAAAUGAAAUAAAUCAAGAAAUACCAACACCAAUAAGUACUGAGGAGCCUUUUAUCGAAAUAUUACAUACUGAAAAUCGAAACAAGUCGAAACUUUUUAUUUCAUCAAACCAAAAAGACAUUGAUAUCAGUAAUUUGCCACAUAAGUCAACAACAUUACCAACAUUACUGAAAAAUAAGGAUAAUGACUUUUAUUCUAAUAGAGAUCCACAGAUAAAAUUAAAAUUCAGUACACCGAAAGGCGUGUCCUUCUAUAAUAACCAAGCAACGCUUCAGACCGGUGAAAUUUGUAAUGCAGAUGGUUUUAUGGGUGACAGUGAAAACUGUCGUAAGUUUUAUAGAUGUGUUGGAAACCAGCGAGGUGGAUUUAUAAGAUAUGAAUUUUUAUGCAGUGAUCCUACUAUUUGGGAUGAGGAUAAACAAGGCUGUAAUCAUGUUUGGAAUGUUAAAAAACGACGUUGUGGAAGGGGUAACAUUAUAGCAAAAGAUGUUAAACAAGGCAAUGACAGUAGUAUAAGUAAAACAGAUGAUCCAUAUAAGAAGCAGCAAACUAACGCACGAAUUCAAUCACAAAUUAAUUACGGCUCAAAAGUGUCUCAAGUACAAAAUCAAAUCAGUGACGGUAUAGUUACCCAAAACCAAACUCAAAUUAAUUACGAAAGUGGUCAAGAUGUUCAGCAGAAUCAAACGCAGAUAAGCUAUGGUACGGUUUUAAGUCAAAGCCAGAGUCAAAUUAAUUUUGGCCAUAAAGGAUAUCAAACACAGUUGCAAAUCGAUCAUUCAAAUAAUUCUAGUCAAAUGCAAAGUCAAGUCGUUCAUACAACAAGUUCUACAACGGUUACUUAUAGUAAUAGUAAUCUGCAAGAUUUUGAUAGCAGUACAAAGCAAACUUCAAAUAACGGUUGCAAUGUAAGUGGUUUCACCGGCGAUACCAAUGACUGCAAAAAGUUUUAUCGCUGCGUUGCUAAUGGAAGAGGAAGCUUUACACGAUAUGAAUUCUCUUGUGGUGAAGGAACAGUUUGGGACCCUCAAUUAGAGUCUUGUAACCACGCAUGGGCAGUCAAAGGAUGUGGCGUUAAGUUAUCUUCUGACAGCUCAUCUCACAAUAUAAUUGAAACUGGGCAAAGUUCAACGGCUGCUUAUCCAAGUACCGUAAUAACUUCAUCGACCCAUAAUUAUUACACAUCUAAUGAACCAGUUCCAGAGGAGAACGAAAUAUCAUAUGUUAAUCAGCAAUUGUCUUCUACGGAAAACAAACCAGUUUCAAUGAUGACAGCGGCACAACCUACAAAUGGUAAUAAUUGUAAAUCAAGUGGAUUUAUAGGUGAUGAUAAUGAUUGCAAGAAGUUUUAUAGGUGUGUUGAUAAUGGAAAUGGACAAUAUACUCGUUAUGAAUUUAAGUGUGGUGAAGGUACUGUUUGGGAUUCAAAAAUAGAAGCUUGUAAUCAUCCAUGGGCCGUUGAAAAAUGUGGAAGCACUCAAAAUAAUGAUAUUGUAAAAGAAGAAAUCUUAGCCACACAAGCAACGCAAAUUACUUAUCGUCCUCCACAAUCACCUUCUCAUGUAUCACAGGAAAGCGAUGACUCCGAUAUUGGCUAUGGACCACAACAAGAUGAAUUUACAUCAGAGUCAGUUGUUACUAUUAGCACUAAGAGCACAACAGAAGUGACUACAACAAAAGUAUUUCAAAAUCAAGAAGAAGGUAGUGAAAAUAUAUGCAAAACAAGUGGUUUCAUGGGUGAUAAAAAAGAUUGUCAGAAAUUUUAUAGGUGUGUUGACAACGGUAAUGGAUCGUAUUCAAGAUUUGAGUUUUUUUGUGGUGAAGGAACUGUAUGGGAUUCUAAAAAUCAAGUUUGUAAUCAUGCUUCAUCUGUACUAAAUUGCAGCGGCAGUUCAGCAAUCGAUAUGAAUGAAAUCAAAACAACAACUCAUAAGAACAUGGAAAUCAUGACAUCAUCCACUAUAGAUGCCACAACUCAAAAUUUAACAAUUGAUGAUGAAAAUGAUAUAGGUUACGGUCAAGAAAAUAAUAUUACUCCUUCAUCUAGUACCACUACUGAAUCUCAACAACAACACUCAGGUAACAACUCAUGUACAUCCAGUGGUUUUAUGGGUGACAAAAAUGAUUGCACCAAAUUUUUCCGAUGUGUUGAAAAUGGUAAUGGAGGUUUUACUAAAUAUGAAUUUAAAUGUGGUGAAGGAACUGUAUGGGACUCCAAAAUUGAAUCUUGUAAUCACGCAUGGGCAGUAGAAACAUGUGGUUCUAAUGAUUCAGAUAAGCACCCAGAAGCGACUUCUGAAAUAUCUAUAAUAUCAAGUACUCAAGGGAACCAAAGUUCCGAAACUACUGUUAAACAUAAUGAGGAACAUACUGUAAAUCCCACACAAUAUACUACUUCAACAACUGUAGGAUAUAAUCAUUCGAAAACUAAAUGUUUUAAAAGUGGAUUUUUAGGUGAUAGUAAAGAUUGCAAAAAGUUUUAUCGAUGUGUGGAAGAUGGUCAAGGAGGAUAUAUUAAAUAUGAAUUUACUUGCGGUGAAGGUACUGUUUGGGAUCAGAGUAUAGAGUCUUGUAAUCAUGAGUGGGCCGUAAGUAACUGUACUCAAUUGGAAAACUAUAACAAUACUAACAAUGUUGAGUCCACUACUAUUGGAGUAAGUACUGAAGAUCAAGGAUCUGGUAAUCAAGAGUCUACAGAAAUAAGCUCUACUUCAACGAGUACUAGCAAGCCAAUAAGUAGCAUUUGUAGUGGUGAUGGUUUUUAUGGAGAUGAAAAUAAUUGUAAAAUUUUCUACAGAUGUGUUAAUAAUGGCCAAGGUGGCUACACAAAGUAUAAUUUUACUUGCGGAGAAGGUACAUUUUGGAACCAAGAUAUACAAGCAUGUGAUCAUGAAUCUACCAACAAAUCUUGUAAGCCAAAUAUUUCUUCACCAUCAACAAAAGAGCCAAAUAGUAUUAACGAUGAAAUGUAUUCAGAAACUUCUACAGAAAGCAUAAAAACAACAUCUGGAGAGUAUAACACUCUACCUGGAGAAGUAUCCCUAUCCGAUGACAAAUGUAUAAAUGAAGGAUUUUAUGGUAAUUCGAAGAAUUGUAAGAACUUUUAUCGUUGCGUAAGUGAUGGUAAAGGUGGAUAUACUAAAUAUGAGUUUACUUGUGGAGAAGGCACAAUUUGGGUUCAGGAAAUACAAGCUUGUGAUCACGACAACAAUGGUAAAAACUGCAGUAACACAGUAACUACAUCAAAACCGGAACAAGUUCAAUCAAGCACUGAAAAUAAUGUACAGUCACAGUAUACAGACAUCGAAAACGCUGAGGGCUCCACCAAACCGACUUCAACUGAAUGCACUGCAGAAGGUUUUUAUGGAAAUGAGUUAGAUUGUACUAAAUUUUAUCGUUGUGUAGACGAUGGACAGGGAGGUUUCAUAAAAUAUGAUUUUGCAUGUGGUGAAGGUACCGCAUGGGACUCCGAUGUUAGUACCUGUAAUCAUAUAAGUGAAGUUAGCGAUUGUAAAAAUUCAAACCAAAAUCAAAACCAAACAAUGAAUGACGAAGAAGCUUCUAAAGCCACAGAAUCAACUAGUACUACAAAAGAAAGUUCUAGUGAAAGUUCUCACUCAAAUAAUGAUGUUUGCAAACAAGAAGGAUAUUUUGGAAACACAAACGUCUGUACCAAGUUUUAUAGAUGUGUUGAUGACGGUAAAGGUGGAUUCAUAAAAUACGAUUUUGAUUGUGGUGAAGGUACGAUCUGGGAUCAAGACUUAACAACCUGUAACCAUCCUCAAGAUGUUGCUAACCCUUCUUGUACGUAUGUUGACGAAGGAUCGUCAACAGAAAGUAUAUCAAGUAGUGGUUCAACAACACAAUCAGAAAGUAACUCGGAAAACUCGUCGUGCUCACAAGACACAACUAGUGCAAAACCUGAGAACCAUAGGAUCAAAUGUGAAAAAGCAGGGUAUUAUGCGAACCCUGACGAUUGUAAGAAAUUUUACAGAUGUGUAGAUUGGGAUGGAAAUGGAGAAAAAUUUUCGGUAUUUCAUUUUGAAUGUGGAGAGGGCACAAUAUGGGAUCCACAACUUGAUACUUGCAAUCACGAGGACUCUGUUUAUCCAUCACGAAACUGUAGUGGAACUAAUACUCAAGGUGGAAAUAUGACGCAAGAAAACACAACAGAAACAACUACUGAACAAGAGAGUACGGCAUCAUCAGGCCAAAUGACGACUGAAAAAUCAACAACAAAUCAACCCAGUUCUGGCGGGGAGACUACUCAAGAAUCGACAACGAAUGCACAACCUACGCAAAAAACUACUACUGAACAGACCACUGAAAGUUCGACAACAGAGUCAAGUCAAAUUACCACACAGCCAACUACACAGGAAUCAACUUCAGGUGAAACAACUACAAAUAGUGAGCAGUCAACAACUAGUGAACAAACUACAAGUCAAUAUACUACUUCCAGUAGUCAAACUACCACACAACAGUCCACGACCGAACAAACUACCACUGAACAGUCAACAACCGAAAAGUCAACUACCGAAAAAACAACUACGGAAAUGACUACUACAGAAGAAACUACCACGCAAAAAACAACAGAUUCGGAAAACAUGACACAAGAAGCCAUUACUGAACAGACCAGUACUACUGAAAAUACCGACCAAACUGAGAAUACUACGGAAAAUCAAACAACUGCAAGUACUUCAACUACAGAGAGUGAUAGUACUUUGACAACGGAAAAUAAUCAAGAAACUUCGGAUAAAGAAUGUCCAGACACUGAAGAUGAUCAAUAUCUGUAUGUUUGUCCGACAUCAUUUAGAAGACAUCCUAAGUACUGUAAUAUGUUUUAUCAAUGUACAGAAGACGACGAGAAUCAUGAGGUCAAAAUAGCAACAUUCACAUGUCCAAAUAAUACAAUUUAUGAUGAAAGCAAGAUACAAUGUGUGGAAGAAGAUAAAGCAGACAAAAAAUGUAGUGGACAAAUAGCUCGAAAGCACAGAGUAAAGCGACUAAAUUUGCACUCUAGAGAGCCGAUACAAGGAGACUGGGAUAGGCACACGUGUGCUACUACUGGAAAUCAUCCAUUCGAGAAGAAGUAUGAAUGCUCCGUAGUUUUUCUCAAGUGUUUGCAAGCCAAAUCAGGAACGAUGCGGGGUUUUGUUUACCAGUGUCCGCAAGGCUAUGUGUAUUGGUCAAUUAGUAGAAGGUGCGAGAAACGGGAACAAAUGAAAUAUUGUGAAGAAUCGUCGAGUAAAAAUUGGAACAAUCGGUGGGAGAUACCGAUUGAAAGGAGAAACAUAGCCAAGUGA